UGUUUUAUUGUGAGCGCAAAUUUAGUGCUUAGUGGACAGUUGAACUUGUAACUUGUGAACAGGUUAUAAAAUAAUAUGUUUAGUGCACUGUUUACUUAAGAAAUUGUAUCAUAAUUGAUCGUUAUCUGUUUAUGGUUUGAGAUAAUUUGAUUGGAACAAUUUGUUUUCUACGAGAUGGACUAAAUUUAAAUACUAAAUGAUGUACAUUUUGUAUGUUUUCCUGUUGGUCGGAGCUGUGAGCGGACAGACUAAAGAGGGUGAUUCCUGCGUAGACCAAUACACGAACACAGUCGGAAUAUGCACUAACGCUGAGAAAUGCAGAUCCGCUAAAGAGGAUUUCCAAAAAAACGGCAUAAACCCAACAUUUUGCAAAUACAGCUCAUUUGGGGUCACGAUAGUUUGUUGUCGAGACACCACCAACAUAUUGCAAACAGCGCCGCCUGCAAGAGACGAUGGACCACCAAUUUGGGGUAAUGCGAACAGCAAUGGACCUGAUAACAGAAGAGUUAGCGAAAGAAAGUGCGAGCAGUACAGCCGAGGUGUGACAGAGAGAGUUGACUUUAUACCAUUGCUUCCUAACCCUGAGACUAUGUCUAUAUCAUCGGCAAAAUGCGACUACGCCGGCGUAGAACUAAUCGUCGGUGGAGAGAAUGCCAACCAGGGAGAGUUCCCACAUAUGGCGGCCAUAGGAUUCACGAACUUCGAGAACGGCUACUCCUUCAGCUGUGGUGGCAGUCUCAUCAGCCCCAAGUUCGUGCUGACUGCGGGCCACUGCACCAGGGACCCCAACGCCAGAGACCCGGAGCCGGUCAUCGUGAGACUCGGAGACCAGAACAUAGACCCGACUGUCAGCGACGGCGCCAACCCUGUUGAAGUCGCGAUUCGUAAAAUCCACAAACACCCUCAAUACAAACCUCCUUCGAGAUACAACGACAUUGCCCUUCUAGAGUUGGCCACAGACGUAGAGUUUGAAUCGGCCAUACGUCCCGCUUGUCUAUGGACCCAACGAGGCUUCGGCGGCCAUAAGAAGGCUGUGGCUACCGGCUGGGGGGUAACUGACACAGUCACCAGGCAGACCUCCAAGGAGCUGCAGAAGGUCUCCCUGACCCUGAUGGAGAACAGCGUGUGUGCCCCUCUCCUGGGCGACAUCAGGAAUUGGGAUGGCUUCAGGGACUCCCAGAUGUGUGCUGGAGAACUUAGAGGCGGGAGGGAUACGUGUCAGGGCGACUCCGGCUCACCCCUACAAAUCGCCUCGAAAGACAACCAGUGCAUUUUCUACGUGGUAGGAGUGACGUCGUUUGGAAAGCGAUGCGCGCAGAGCGGCCAACCGGCUAUAUACAGCAGAGUUUCCAGCUUCCUCGACUGGAUUGAGAGCGUCGUCUGGCCUGGGGAAUAGUCUGCGGGCAACAUUCUUUACGUAUUCAAAAUUCAAAUUUUUUUAUUCAUUAUUCAUAGCAACCGUUGUCAUGGCUUGUUAGUUAGGAAAAAAAAUGUCAGAGAUAUUAUUUUUUUAUUCUCAAACUAGCUGUAGGUACCCGCGACUUCGUCCGCGUGGAAUAGUUGUUUUGGGCAUCAUUGAAGCCCUCAAGGAUGAAUAAUAUUCCCCGUUUUUUUUUCACUUUUUCCAUUAUUUCUUUGCUCCUAAUAGUUGCAUAGAUGAAUAUUAGUAAGUACAGAUGAAUAUUGACGGCCUCUGUGGCGCAACGGUAGUACGCUUGUCUGUGACACCGGAGGUCCCGGGUUCGAAUUCGAAUGAUGAGAAAAAGAACUUUUUCUGAUUGGCUUGGGUCUUGGAUGUUUAUCUAUAUAAGAAUUCAUUAUAAAAUAUAGUAUCGUUGAGUUAGUAUCUCGUAACACAAGUCUCGAACUUACUUCGAGGCUAACUCAAUCUGUGUAAUAUGUCAAAAAAAAAAAUAUAUUGAGCAAAGGCGGACUUAUCGCUAAGCAAUCUCUUCCAGCCAACCUUUGGAAUAAAAAUAUGUGUCAUGUGUAUUCGUUUACGAUUUAAGAGAUCUAUAUUCCACACGGACGAAGUCGGGGUAAUGUAUGUUUCUACUACAUAUUAGGUAUGUAUUUUUAUGGGAAAUAAAGAUAAUUCGUAUUUCAUUGUGUUGUAUACUUUUGACUGAUAGGUAGACAUUAAAAAAAUAUAAUUGAAAGCAAAAUUUUGUUUCUAUUUUUAGUCUUUUUUACUCUAUGUACGAUCACACUUAGCACGACAUUUAAAGUUUAUUUCAUCAACAUCGGACCAUUAAAAAAAGUUAUUGCAUGGGCUCAAGUCAUGAGUUUGACAUAAUAUAUAUAUGUGGCGACAUCUCUACGCCACAAGUCACAACAACCAGCGAAUAGUCUAAAUCGCGCAAGCAAAAAUUUCACGGUUACUUUCAAUGUUAUGUAACAUUAUUAACUUUGCUAAUGUGUACAGUAUUGUUAUAUGAUUCAAAUUGAAAUUCAAAAUUUUUAUUCAUUAUUAUAGGAUACUUCAUAUCAAUUAAUAAUUGUCAAAUCUUUUGGUUUCACAACAUUGGUUGACGUCAAAAAAAUUACUUGAAACUAAGUUUACUGCCGCUUCCAAGGCGUCAGUGCAGUUUCAAAGUUGUGAAACAAUGUCGUAUAGUCAAAAAUAAGAACAACAUUGUCACAUAAUCUUUACGCACAUUUGAGACAAUUUUUUGAUGAACGCUAUUGAUAAUCAAAACGCCUACACAAGAUUUAAGAUAGAUUAUUAACUGUAAUGCAAGUCUCUGUAGUAAUGUAGAA
Molecule: messenger RNA, 2760 nt
Organism: Amyelois transitella
Lineage: Eukaryota; Metazoa; Arthropoda; Insecta; Lepidoptera; Pyralidae
Product: venom protease
Exons: 10
Coding region: 197-1396 (399 amino acids)
Biological process (GO): proteolysis
Molecular function (GO): serine-type endopeptidase activity
Source: RefSeq, a predicted model, not a curated record